CGAAAAAGCCCUCGUUCUUAUUGUCUCUCUCUAAAUUUCGCUCUGCUCUCGACCACCCCCAUUGAAUUUGAACCCAUUCCCCUAUUUCCUUCUCUCUCUCUCCUCUCUCUCUCUGACUCGCUCACAAAAUCACAAACUCACUCACCAUAUUAUCAAUUUUAAUCACUUACACAAAACCCACUCUCCCCUCCCUCAAAUUUACCCGCCAAAAAGCUUUAUUCUCCCACACAAAGUUUUCAUCUUUUCAAAUCCCCAAACCCCAACGGCUAAACCUCUCCAUCUCUCCCUCUCUCUCUCUCUAGGGUUUCUCUCUCGAGCCCUCUCUCUGUCUCCUCUACCCCCAAAACGGCGUCGUUCAUAGGCUUCGCUCGCUCGCCCCUUCAAUCAUGGAUCCGACCUUGAACGCCGAAGCUACCGAGCCGCCUGCGGUUUCAGUCGCGGAAAAGAGGCCGAUUCAGAAUGGAGCUGAAGGAGAAUUGGGGACCCAAUUCAACAAGAAGCCCAGAUUGGGACCCAAUUCGGAGAAGGACCUCAGGAGAGUGGCGGAGAUUGUGUUGGCCUUGUCGACAAUGGCCAAGAUUCGAGGAGGGAAGAAGCCCACGGAGCCCGAGAUUGGACUUAUGGGGGAAGCUAGGUCGAAGCUGGUGGAGCUAUGUGAAGGCUUGGCGCCUAAGGAUAUUGUGGCUAGGGAUGCAAUUGGAGCUGUCAUUGAGGAUUUGGGGCUUAAUGGCAAGCUUAAGGAACAGAGAUUAGGGUUUCGGGGAACCAAGUUGACCAUCGCUGAGAAGUUUUCGCUGACAAAGAAGAAGAUGGAAGAAUCCAAGAAAUACUCUGCACAACCUGCUACAUAUCCAUCUCCCCCAUUAAAAACAAACUUCAAUGCAGCAGCUGAAACCCAUGGGAUGUCACAUACUGUUCGUAUGAGUCCAACAGACAAACCAAGUCAUGCACCGAUCUCCGGAGGUUUCCCAGUGUCUUCUUCUGUGGUUCAUGUAUCUACAGUAACUCCUACAUCUGCACAGUAUCAGUUGCCUACCAAUGAAGUUAGAGCAUCCAUGGUUUCUAGUGGUUUGCCUAGCAGUCAUCUAGGAAGGGAUUCUUCUUCCCCUGCCUUGCCUAGAGUUGAAAGAGCACAGUUCAGAUCAGAUGGAGGACCAAAUGGUCCUUCUUAUGCAUUUCAAGUACAAGCAAAUUCUUCUGCAAAUCAUCCACCAGUGAAUGCUCCAACUUGGUCAGUUCAAACUCAAUCUGCUAAAAGUGGAAUGGAAUACAAGGUGCCAAAUCAUACUUCUGUCAAAGCUGAAGGAAAUGCUGGUAUGAGUAUGCCACAGAUGACUCCUGUAGCAGCACGAGAUCAGAAUAUUAGGCCAUUUGUCUCUCAAACAGCUUCUGGAAAUUUACCUGGUGUACAGCAGCCUUUGCAACAGAUGCACUUUGUUCAAGCUCCUUCAGUUCCUAAUAAUCACAAUGAGAUUGCGAAAAUUAUUCAGAAAUUAUUACAACCACAGCCUCCUGAGCAUCCUACAUGGAUUCCUCCAUCAAGGGAUUACAUGAGUAAGGCUUUGACUUGCCAAAGUUGCCAGAUUACCAUCACUGAGGUAGAAGGUGUUCUUAUUUGUGAUGCAUGCGAGAGAGGAUACCACAUAAUGUGUGCACAGUCAGCUAAUCAGAGAGGAAUUCCUAGAGGUGAGUGGCACUGCAUGAGGUGCUUGUCGCUAAGCAAUGGAAAGCCUUUGCCUCCUAAAUAUGGACGUGUGAUGAGAAGUAACAUACAAGUAAAAAUCCCUUCCAACACAGCUGGAAUUCAAAUUUCCUCGGAGAAUAAACUGGGUGCCUUGGAUCCCAAGUUCAAUCAGCAGAAGAUAACUGCAAACGGGAGCUCUGCUUUCCAAAAUCCUGCUCAUAUUGGUAGUGGAGGCAGCAACCAUGUUGAGUCAGCAUUGGAUCCGAAGAUUUCAAAUGCUAAAGAGUCUGAACAAAAUAAUUUCCCAUCGAGCAAUAAAAAUAUGGACGAGAGACCUUUUUCUGGAAGUUUCUCAUCAAGUGAACGGUUAUCUCAACCAAAAGAUACUUCUGAAUCAUCUAGAUCUGAUGAGAGACCUUCUGAAUCAAAAGCAGAGCCUCCUGCUGAUUCAUCUAACAAAGAUACUGAUAAGUCUGAUCAUUCCCAACCCUCUUCCAACCCACAAGUUGUGGACGGUGCAGCGCUGCCAAACUGUUCGAAGAUUUCAAAUGCAAAAGAGUGUCAACAAAAUAAUUUCCCAUCGAGCAAUAAAAAUAUGGAUGAGAGACCUUUUUCUGGAAGUUGCUCGUCAAGUGAACGGUUAUCUCAACCAAAAGAUACUUCUGAAUCAUCUAGAUCUGAUGAGAGACCUUCUGAAUCAAAAGCAGAGCCUCCGGCUGAUUCAUCUAACAAAGAUACUGAUAAGUCUGAUAAUUCCCAACCCUCUUCCAACCAACAAGUUGUGGAUGGAGCAGCGCUGCCAAACUGUGCAGAAGUUCCAUCAAAGAAAUGCGAUGACCAUAAUCAUGCUUUGAAAGACCCAGAUAUUUCUCACUCAGGAGGAAAUCCUGACUAUUCUUUAAGAUAUGACAUCAAACGGGAUGACCAAGGAGGUGCACAAGCAAAUACUUGUGAAAGUUCUGUAGCUAGUGGUAGGGCUUUAGACCAUUCUGGAUUGUCUACAGAUGGCUUGAAAGCUGUUCAAUGGAUUGGCGAUGCGGUUCAAGUUAACGAUGAAAAAUUAUUUUACCGUACUUGUUGCAUUGAUGGGGUAAUGUAUAAGCUGCAAGAUCAUGCUCUUUUCCACUCGAGUCUUGGAAAAUUGAUACCCUCAAAGCUUCAAUCCAUGUGGGAGGAUAGAAAAACUGGGUCAAAGUGGGUUAUUGUCAACAGGUGCUACUUUCCCGGUGACUUGCCAGAGAAUGUUGGUCGCCCAUCUACACCUGAAAGCAAUGAGGUCUAUGAAUCUAAUCAUGAUAGCACGGUAAUGGCGGGCUUGAUUCAAGGUCCAUGUGAAGUUCUUACUCCCACUAAGUUCAGCAAAGAAAGUGAAAAACGGAGCAACUUGGGACCUGAGGCAAAUAAUGAAUUACAACCAAUAUUUCUGUGCAAAUGGAUUUAUGAUGAAUUUAAAGGAUUAUUGCAGCCUGUGUCCCAGUAAUCGACUUAUGCACAUGUUUUCUUUUGGUGGUUUGAAAUUCUCCAUGGUUAUGGAACUCGAUCAUGGUCUCUUUGAUCAGGUAGCCUUUUGCAAAUGGGGCAUCGUUAGCUCAUCCUCAGAGAAGGGGGUUUCAACAUUCGACGUCUUGUAUAAUAUGUAGCUGUAAGCUGUAGCCUAGGUGUUCUAUUGUUUGUAUCUUCAAAAUAGCAAUCCAAGUUAUAAUCUUGCGAGCCCCUUUUUUUGGGUGCUUCCUGUUAUUCCGUUAUCGUAUUAGUUAAUUUUACCAAUUCAAAUUGAAUUUAUUCUCA
Prunus persica (peach) is the source of this 3472-nucleotide messenger RNA. RefSeq lists its product as uncharacterized. The record is from RefSeq and is a predicted model, not a curated record. The coding region runs from base 387 to 3164 and encodes 925 amino acids. Gene Ontology annotation, molecular function: chromatin binding. The transcript has 7 exons. NCBI's taxonomy places the organism in Eukaryota, Viridiplantae, Streptophyta, Magnoliopsida, Rosales, Rosaceae.